UUGCAGCGCCGCCUCAGCCUCCGCCAUGGCCGCCGUCGCCGCCUCCGGCAUCGCGGCCGCCUUCGUCGUGGGCGCCGUCGGCCUCGGCGUCGCCAGCGUCGCCAGGACCUUGGCCAACAUUCGCUUCCGCCGCCGAUACCACUACCGCUACGGCCGCUCGCUCGGCGGGGACGCGGCGGCGCUGGAGCGGACGAUGGCGCUGAUCCGGCAGGAGGACGUGACCGGCUGCGGGAUGCGGCUCGUGUGCGAGCUGGGGGCGCUGCCCGCCCGCGGCGCCCGCGAGGACGCCAUCCUGGAGCUGGUCGGGACACUCCCCCCAGGAUCCGACCUCCGCGCCCUCAGCACCGGCGAAGGAGUCAGCGCCCUCGAGGAGUACAGGAGAGCCAGGAGUCUCGGUGAACGUGGUCAUGACUGCGAGAAAGCAUUUCGUUUUUGUCCCUUUAAUGGCACGGAACUCAUGUCAGCCGUUGUGGGUUAUGUGUCAUGAGUCUGUGUCAUGUGGAGCCGGAAUGUCGUUCGUUGAUGUGUGUCAUGGAUCACUUUGUUAAGAGUCGGUGUGCCACAAGGUAGUGGCAUAGGUCAUAAGAUAGUGUUAUGCUUUGUGUGUCAUGGGUCUUGGUGUUAGAGGUCGGCGUGUCAAGUGUCAUAGUGUCAAGUGUCAUGGUGUUCAGCUAGUUUUUUCUACAUCUAUUCCUUUUUGUUUGUAUGCUGCCUUCCAGACUUAGAUUAAAAAUAUCAUAGUCAAAAAGAUUUGUAUGUAAGUGCUAUUUUAGGCCUCAUGACGCACCAGCAACAUGUAAUAUGUAUGUAUAUACACACAUACAGUAAAUAUCUAUAUACACACAUACACAGUGUGCGUAUAGAGUGUGUGUGUGUAUACGCACACACACCAUAUGCGCAUAUACACGCAUAUAUAAUAUAUGUGCACACACAUUUACAAAACAUUGUGUUUAAAUCAGUCGAUCUUUAU
This is a messenger RNA of Penaeus monodon (black tiger shrimp), 970 nucleotides long. RefSeq lists its product as uncharacterized. The record is from RefSeq and is a predicted model, not a curated record. NCBI's taxonomy places the organism in Eukaryota, Metazoa, Arthropoda, Malacostraca, Decapoda, Penaeidae. The coding region runs from base 26 to 487 and encodes 153 amino acids. The transcript is spliced from 2 exons.